AGGAUCUACAACAGAUGGCGUGUGAUGCCUUUUGACCCGCUCCAAACACAGAAUGCUUUAACAACAGGAUAAUAAACCACGUCGAGCAGGAACACAAUGUCAUCUAAGGGACAGGAGUCGCCGGAAUCCUCGUACACCUAUGAUUUCUGUGACCUAACCCAUCCCACGGAGGUUCUAGAAGCCCUCAGAGAAUACUACACAGAAGGCUUGUUCACUGACAUAGCUCUACAGUGCUCUACAGGGGAGGUCUUCCACUGCCAUAAAGUGGCUCUAUGCUCCCGUAGUUCCUACUUCAGAGCCAUGUUCACAGCAGAUAUGAAAGAGCGGUCCCACAGUGUCGUCAGACUGCCUGGGGUAGAUGUGGAGGUGCUGACGACUCUGAUGGACUAUGUAUACACCUCCAAGGCCUCCAUUACCCAGUGGAAUGUAGAGUCUCUGCUGGAGGCUGCAGACCUGCUGCAGUUCGGAGCCGUGAAAACGGCCUGUGAGAACUUCCUGGUUCGUCUCCUCGACGUCGACAACUGUCUGGGCAUGCUCAGUUUCGCCCAGCUCCAUGUGUGUCUGUCCCUGGAGAAGGAGGCACGCAGGGUCCUGCUCUGCCGCUUCCACGAGGUGGUGAGAGAGGAGGAGUUCCAGGAGCUGGGGGUGGAGAAGGUGAGGAGCCUCCUGCAGGAGGAGAACCUGGCGGAGGUGUUGAAAGAGGCGGUGCUGGUGGAGGGGGUGGUGAGGUGGCUGGCCCACGAUACUCUUGCCCGCAGGGGACACUUCCAGGAGCUUCUUCACUCCGCCCACUUAGACCUGAAGGAAGAGUACCUCAGGACUGCCUUGGAGCUUCAUAGAGAGUGUCUGGAGACUGGCGCUGAAGACAUCCACUCUCUAUUUGUCCAAGCUCUGAAGACUGCUUUUCAUAUCAAUAAAAGCCCUCCGGAACACUGCAGAAGGAGCAGGAGACUGACCUCCAGGAUGUUUGUGAUAGGAGGGUACCACUGGCACCCUCUGUCUGAGGUCCAGACCUGGGACCCGGUCACGGACCAGUGGCAGCAGGGGGAGGAUAUGCCAGACCACACCAGGGAGAGUUAUGGAGUUUCCCUCCUGGGCUCCAACAUCUACAUUAGCGGCGGCUACCGGACAGACACUACAGAGGCUCUAGAUACAGUGUGGGUUUACAGCAGUGAUGCUGAUAAGUGGACACAGGGGCAGCCCAUGCUGACAGCGAGGUACUACCACUGCUCUGUGGCUCUGCAUGGGUGUGUCUACGUCAUAGGAGGGUACAGAGGAGGGGCGCCCAUGGGGGAAACGGAAUUCUAUGACCCCCUGAAAAGGAAGUGGAUUCCCGUAGCUAAUAUGGUACAAGGUGUGGGGAACGCUACGGCCUGUGUUCUGAGAAACACAAUAUAUGUGGCAGGCGGUCACUAUGGUCACAAGGGAAGCUGCACCUAUGAUAAGAUUCAGACCUACAGGGCAGACGUCAAUGAAUGGAGCAUAACAACGACCUGUCCUCAUCCAGAGUACGGCCUGUGCCUGGUGUCACUGCAUCCCAAGCUGUACCUGGUGGGUGGUCAGACCACCAUCACAGACUGUUACGAACCGGACAGAGAUGAGUGGCGCCAGCUGGCCAGGACCAAUGAGAGGAGGAUGGAGUGUGGCGCCGUGGCCAUGAACGAGUCCCUGUACGUCACCGGGGGCUACUCCUACUCCAAGGGCACCUACCUGCAGAGCGUGGAGAGGUACGACCCCGAACAGGACACCUGGGAGAUCGUGGGGAAUUUACCUGGAGCGGCGCGGUCACAUGGAUGUGUCUGUGUUUACGGUGUUUAGAGAGAGAGAGAUAGAGAUAGAGAGAGAGAUAGAGAUAGAGAGAGAGAUAGAGAGAGAGAUAGAGAGAGAGAGAGAGAUAGAUAGAGAGAUAGAGAGAGAUAGAGAUAGAUAGAGAGAUAGAGAGAGAGAUAGAGAUAGAUAGAGAGAUAGAGAGAGAUAGAGAUAGAGAGAUAGAUAGAGAGAUAGAGAGAUAGAGAGAUAGAGAGAGAUAGAGAGAGAGAGAGAGAGAGAGAGAGAGAGCGUUCCAGGUUUUCAGUAAUGCAGUUGUGGGUGUGUGUGUUUAUAGUGUUUAGAGGCAGAGUGGGGGUCUUUAUUGCUGUUGUGCUGCGCUGCACAUCUCAGAAAAUAGUUUUGGUAAACUAUAUAUUGUAUUCCUGUUGUUUAACACGUACCCAGGCGUUGUGAGAUCGUGUGACUGCAUUUGAAACAACCUGGAACGUGUCCUUUGUUACUGCUCCAUUCAGAGGACUUUUUCAGACAACUGAUCACAUCUGAUCUACCUCAUCCUGUUGUCCUACUAUAGACACGUGAAUAUUUAUUGUGUCCGAUUAAGAGAUUUUUUGGGCGUGAAAUGUUCCCCUAUGCUUGAAGUGGGGGCCUGAGUGAAAAAGUUUAGGAACCCCUGAAUUAGAUAACUAACGGUGUGUUGUUUACAAUGAUUUGUUUGUUUUAUACAUUGCAUUGUAAAACUUUUGAUUGUGAAAAUAAUUUAUAUUUUUUUUACUUGAUUUAGCCAUUUUGAAUGGCAGCAGCUGACACACAUUGCAAAGCACCACUAGGGGAUUUAUACUAAAAUAUUUCUUAAUAUUUAUUUUAUUUAUUUGAACAGGAAAAAAGAGGAGUUGAUACCAUACAAAUGAAUGUACAACUUUGCAUAGUUUUCUAUCUUUUAAAUAUAAUUUUAAAAGAAUCACCGGCAGUAGCCUUUCCUGCAGGACAAUGACCAAAUCGACCUCUAGUAACGACUGUUGGAAGGAGAGGACCAAGGUGCAGCGUGGUACGUGUCCAUAUUUAUUAAAUGAACACUGAAAUAACAAAAAUAACGACCAAAACAUAGAAUGCCCACCCCAACUCAGGCCCUGACCAAACCAAAAUAGAGACAUAACAAAGGAACUAAGGCCAGGGUGUGACACCUCUAGUGGCCUCGUGGGUGGAAUGUUAUUAAGAUUUUUCACCAUUUCAGAAUUAAUAAACCUUUUUUGUGGGGUGAGAGGCGCAUAAAAUCUGUUUUUAUAUGUCAAAUGGCUUGGUUAUAUUUCAGUCUAAUGUAAUGUAUAUGAAGUGUAAUAUUGGGAUGCAAAUUCAAAAUGUAAUACAUUUCAACUUUAUAUCUGACAUGAUAC
Messenger RNA from Salvelinus fontinalis (brook trout), 3161 nucleotides. RefSeq names its product kelch-like protein 23. The record is from RefSeq and is a predicted model, not a curated record. The transcript is spliced from 6 exons. The coding region runs from base 97 to 1818 and encodes 573 amino acids. Gene Ontology annotation, molecular function: protein binding. Lineage: Eukaryota; Metazoa; Chordata; Actinopteri; Salmoniformes; Salmonidae.